CGUCGUAAGAACGUGCCAAACGUAAAUAAAUGCGAUCGCGCGCUCUUGCACUCGACGCCUCCGACAAAAAUAUAAAAUCAAACAACUGGACUGAAAUAAAUCAUGAACGUUUUCACAUAUAAACUGUAAGUGUAACCUGAUAUAAAUUCUAACAUAAAAGCAAAAAAUAAAGCAAAAGUUAUUUUAGUUUGCAAUAAAAACAAUAAUGGUUUAAACUUUUUAAGCUCUCUUGAGCUUUUGGUUAAAAAAAUCGAAUAUUCACACGGAAAACUUUUAAAAUGAUGAUGGCUAGUGCAAAAUUAGUGAGAGACUGUAGCUCAGAAUUAAGUUCUGACGUGCGGUCGCUUUCGGUAGCAUCUUCCACUGAAGAACAAGAUUGCACCACAACAGAGUCCGAGUACUCUGAAGAGGAGAAAGAAUAUGAACUAGAAGAUCUCCAAAUUCUCAAAACUAUAGGAACUGGCACAUUUGGGCGCGUGUGUCUCUGCCGGGAUAAGGCAGCCGAUGAAUACCUGGCGAUGAAAAUACUUUCUAUGGCCGACGUAAUCCGCUUAAAGCAAGUUGAUCACGUCAUGAACGAAAAAAGUAUACUAGCGGAAAUUAAUCAUCCAUUCAUCGUUAAUUUGCGAUGGUGGACCCACGAUGACUCGUGUAUCUACAUGCUGUUUGACUAUGUGUGCGGAGGGGAACUGUUCUCUUACUUGAGAAAUGCGGGCAGAUUCAGCAAUAGUAUUGGAAAUUUCUAUGCAGCAGAAAUAGUCUCGGCACUGGAAUACCUUCACGCUCGAAAUAUUGUGUAUCGAGACCUAAAGCCAGAAAAUCUGUUGCUUGCGAAAGAUGGCCAUUUGAAGAUCACGGACUUUGGAUUUGCGAAGAAAUUAACGGAUCGCACUUGGACACUCUGCGGCACCCCAGAAUAUUUGGCACCUGAAAUCAUUCAAAGUAAAGGGCAUAAUAAAGCAGUCGACUGGUGGGCAUUAGGUGUGCUCAUCUACGAAAUGCUAGUCGGCUAUCCACCGUUCUAUGAUGAUAAUCCUUUUGGAAUAUAUGAAAAAAUACUGAACGGGCGAGUAGAAUGGCCGAGACAUCUCGAUCCGGUUGCCAAGGACGUAAUAAAAAAGCUGCUCGUACAAGAUAGAACCAAGCGGCUUGGAAACAUGAAGUGCGGCUCAGAGGAUGUAAAGAGACACAGGUGGUUCAAACACAUCGACUGGGCUGACGUUUAUAUGAAAAAGUUGCAGCCACCUAUAGUGCCAUCCGUGUCCUAUGAAGGAGACACAUCAAAUUUCGACGAGUAUCCCGAAACCGAUUGGAAGGCUGUGCGGUCGCUGGAUCCUGAUGAGCUCAAAUUGUUCGCUAACUUUUGAUGUGGACUCCUGUGUAUUUAGUGCCCAAAUGUAAAUUAAAAGAAGUAAAGGAUAAUAAUUCCGUGGAAUGGUUGCUUAGACUUCUUAGAAAUUAAACUUAAAAAUAAACCAAAUGAGAGGUAAAUGGGAUGGGAACAAGAUAAAAUAAUUAUAUAACACAUUUUGGUUUUUGCGUCUUUAAAAUAUAAAUUUUAAUAUUAAUGUAGGAUCUGCUUUUAGUGCAUUCAGUUCUGUUUGUCAAUAAAAACCAUAAUAGGAAUAUAUUGUAAGUUUACUCGAAAAUUGUGAAUGUAAAUAAAUUUUAGUGUAAGACAAUGAUUAAAUAUAGAAAUUAAUAGGCUUUAUGAUUCCAAUGCUUCCUCUUAGUUGUAAACGGAAAAUUUCCGUAUUUACUGCGUUUGUGAUUUAAAUUUUUUAAUUAAUAAAUAAUAACUAAUUUAUUUUUUUAAAUUUGCGUAUAUUUAUGUGCAAGCUUUAUUUGUUUUUAAACCAGUUUAUGCUUGAAAACCCUAAAAACCCUUUCGUUGAUCGCGAGAUGAAAAUUAAAAAUAUAAAAUAUAUUUAUA
Messenger RNA from Pararge aegeria (speckled wood butterfly), 1933 nucleotides. It is a transcript of the gene Pka-C3, whose product is annotated as cAMP-dependent protein kinase catalytic subunit 3. Gene Ontology annotation, biological process: protein phosphorylation. The transcript has 7 exons. Bases 279 to 1367 code for a protein of 362 amino acids. Gene Ontology annotation, molecular function: protein serine/threonine kinase activity; ATP binding. The record is from RefSeq and is a predicted model, not a curated record. NCBI's taxonomy places the organism in Eukaryota, Metazoa, Arthropoda, Insecta, Lepidoptera, Nymphalidae.